This is a messenger RNA of Mercenaria mercenaria, 1019 nucleotides long. RefSeq lists its product as uncharacterized. The transcript is spliced from 5 exons. The record is from RefSeq and is a predicted model, not a curated record. NCBI's taxonomy places the organism in Eukaryota, Metazoa, Mollusca, Bivalvia, Venerida, Veneridae. Bases 318 to 1019 code for a protein of 233 amino acids.
CACAUCAUCAUUACUUAGGAGAAAUAUAAGUUUGUUCAUAUCAGAUAGUAGCGAUUUUUUUACACAUUUCAGAUGAAAUAAGCCCUCAGAGCAUGUUGUUCAUUUUCGAUCUCCCCAGAGUCACAGUACCUGAUAGAUAUAGCUAUAGGCUCACCCGAUAACCUCCUCCACCUCGCCAGAUAAACUACGCACUAACCUAUUAUUCUCUAUAAGGCUACUGAGGUCAAGAGACUGAAAAUGCAAGCGUUAAACGACAAAGACUGUUUUACUCUUUGUCCAUUCUUCUGUGUUUUCUUGCUCUGUUUUAAAAAAAAAGUAUGGAAGAUGAGGACUGGCUGGACUAUGUGCCACUGGAAAUUAAAGACUCACUGGAGCCAGACGAUACUGAGGAACUGUUGUGCUUCAGGAAGAGAGGUAGAGGAAGCAUGGAGCAUCGCUUUGUACCACGACUACCGCUGCGGGCAAUGAUUCAGAGGAUGAAGCUCUUAGAUGAGUCAUCAAACUCUGGGAGACAGCAUGGGAGUAGAGGUAGAGCAAGGAUUUUACAGGAUAGAGCGAGAUCUAACAGGCCUCAUGGAUUACACCAGAAAAAGCAGGAGAAAGUGGCACCAAAAGUUGAAAGGGAAGUAACUGAAGAUGCUCCAGUUGUAGAGUCAUCAAAAGACAGAAAAGAGGAUAUGUACAUUCAUCAUUGGAAUCAGAAUGAUUUUCCUAGUCUUGGGAUAGAGCAAACUGUGGAAGGUUCUCCAAAAAAGAAAUGCAAACAUAUGACCAGUGGCUCGAAACGGAGUAAAAAAUCCAGUGAUGCAAAAGAGACAGAAAGAGUUACGGAAAUGGAAAGCUGUAGAGAAGAGUCACGUGCACUAUGUAUUUCUGAAAAUUUGGUGCAAGAACCAGAUGUUGAAACAGAAAUUGUAAAACCAAAAACUGUUAUUAAGAAAAAAUUUGAUUUUACCAAAGCAAAUAAAAAACUUACAAGAAUUUCCUAUUGCCAGUCAGGACUUAAGAUUCUAGUUUGA